GGAACCUUACGGCUAAAAAGGAAACAUUACUAUGGAGAGCACGGAGCGUCGCUCUCAGCAUGGUCAGUGAUGGGAGCAUGAUCCACAGGCAGGUUUUAUUCUCUCAGAACCUGUACCAGGGCAGGUUUCUGACUGCUAUGUCCUCGCCAUCCCGGAGCUCCCAGAGCCAGCGGCGGUGUAAGAACAGGGCACGAUAUAGCCUCACAGCUGAACAAUGCCCCCCAAUCGAACCCAGCAACCCUUUAACCCUGCCACGAUCAUCUAGUGACCCAGACCUAGUGUCUAGCCACAGCCGCUCCACCCUCACAGUCAAUGCCUCGACCUACAGCAUCGGACAGCCGCAGGACAUCCUCAUCUGCUGGGACAUCAAAGAGGAAGUAGACCCCGGGGACUGGAUCGGCAUGUACCUGAUCGAUGAGGUUCUGUCAGAGAACUUCUUGGAUUACAAGAACCGUGGGGUAAAUGGGUCCCAUAAAGGGCAGAUUGUUUGGAAGAUUGAUGCCAGCUCUUACUUUAUGGAGUCUGAGACCAAGAUUUGUUUCAAGUAUUAUCAUGGAGUGAGCGGAGCACUGAGAGCCACCACCCCCUGUGUAACAGUCAGAAACCCUUCAGCUAUUGUCUUGAAGCCUGUGAUGACUCAGGAUGUCACUCAGAGUCUCGGCAGCAGGAGGCUCAUCAGCUUCUCCCUGUCAGACAUCCAGGCAGUGGGUCUGAAGAAGGGGAUGUUCUUCAAUCCUGAUCCAUAUUUGAAGAUCGCCAUCCACCCUGGAAAGCACAGCAUCUUCCCUGCUCUCCCCCACCAUGGUCAAGAGAAGAGAUCCAGCAUCAUCUGCAACACCAUAAACCCCGUCUGGAAGAGAGAGAGAUUUAACUUUGUCUCUCUGCCAACGGACGUUUUGGAGAUUGAGGUGAAAGACAAAUUUGCCAAGAGCAGACCCAUCAUCAAACGCUUUUUGGGCAAAUUGUCCGUGCCUGUGCAACGGCUUCUGGAGAAGCAUGCUAUUGGAGACCGUGUGAUUAGUUAUGCUCUAGGUCGCAGGCUGCCAACAGAUCAUGUUAGUGGACAGCUGCAGUUUCGCUUCGAGAUAACAUCUUCUAUUCAUCCAGAUGAUGAGGAAGUGUCUGUUAAUGCAGAGGCUGAGACCCCUGACCAGCAGGAAGCAGAGGAGCUGAAUAUCGACCCACCAGUUGCUGCUGACUUGGAUGCAAAGGAUGAAGAUCUAAAUGAGCUCAAUGAGAAUAUCUCGCUGGAUGUAGAGGCACAGAAUCCUUUGCUGCUAUCUUCCACUAAACCUAUUUCUCCUGCUCAUAUUGUCUCUAGCACAGAGGAACUGGAGGAAACUGAACAUCUAGAGGAGGCACUGAAAGAUAAAGAGAACAGUCCAUCUGAGGAUUUGUCAUGCACAGUUCAGCUCACUGAACAACUGGAGCAGAGCCUUGAGGAACCAACUCAGGAGCUUGGAGAGGUACAUUGUGAUUUGGAUGCAGAAGUUACAGUGGAAGUUGUGGAAGCUCAUAGAGAUGAAGCUGCAACUGAUAUAGGCACAGGAGAUGAGGAGAUGGAUGAAGAAGCUAUUAGGGUAAGGACAGAAGAGGUUGAAGAUACUACAGAGUUGCAAGGAGCUACAGGAUCAGUGCAGACAGGAGUAAGAGAGGAGGAAGAAAGUGAGAGUGUAGAACCAUGUUCUCCAAGGACAGCAUGUAUAAUGAAGCGAAAAGCCAUGAAGCGCCGCCCCUGCUCGCUGCCUGUCUCUGAACUAGAGACAGUCAUUGCCUCUUCUUGCACAGAACCUGAGACGCCACGAUCACACUACAUACGUAUACACCACCUCCUGCAUAGCCUUCCUUCUGCCCAGCAUAGCUCUUGUAGCCAAGAUGAUGGGGACACAAUAGAUUCUUCUGAGGAUGUCAGUCUAAAACCUGUGGAGUACGAAAAGGAGGUAGCUGAUGAGACGGAGGAAGGGUCAAGCGAGACUCGAUCUCCAUCAAUAGUCCCAGAGUGUCUUGGACCUUGCUGUAGACGGAUUCUGCCUCCGAGCCUCUCCAUCGAACGGCUGUCUGAGCUCAACCAGCUUUUGGAGGGUGAGACUCGUUCACGUCUUGAGAGCAUGGAUGGCGAGACCGAAAGUGGAGGCCAACGUGUUCACAGGGAGAGUGAGUGUGAACUGUGUGACAACUCCUGCUAUAGCACCUCAUGCUACAGUACAUCCUGUUACAGCACAUCCUGUUACAGCAACUCAGGCCACGAUGGACGAAAUCGCAUCUGCAGCCACACACGCCUGUCAUCUGUGGACAGCACACGUUUGUCAGAGAGCACCGUAUUUUCUUCGCAGGAGGACGAGGAGGAGAACAGUGCCUUUGAGUCAGUAACAGACUCAGGACAGAGUCCAGAAUCAAGGGAGUUGGGAGACAUUUCCAGCCAGUGGAUGGAGGAUCAAAUUGAGGGUGGUCACUCUCAGUCUCCAGUAGCUGGACCCAGUGUUGGUUCACCAGGAGCUAGUCACCGACCAAUCAGUCAGCUUCCUGCUAUGCGGGGCACCUCCCACCAUUACCCCAGUGUCGAUGAAUCAUUGCCAACAAACUGGGAGGCCAGGAUAGACAGCCAUGGUCGUGUCUUCUACGUUGACCAUGUGAAUCGCACCACCACAUGGCAAAGACCCGGCCAUGCCACAAAAUGUCCCAGCUUGCAGCGCUCAAAUUCCAUCCAGCACAUGGAGCAACUCAACAGGAGGUAUCAGAACCACCAGAGGACCAUGGCUACUGAGGAUGAGCUGGGAGGCCAAAGGCUGGAUAGCAGCAGCAGCACAGAGACAGAGAAUGACGUCCCAGCUCAGCCUGCUGAUCCAAGGAGAGAAGGCUCAUCCAUUGCCCCACCAGUGAGCAGUCAGAUGAUCACACUGCUUCUGCAAAGCCCAGCAGUCAAGUUUGUUACUCAUCCAGAAUUUUUCACAGUCCUCCAUGGCAAUUAUGGGGCAUACCGGAUGUUCACCAACAGCACCUGCCUAAAGCACAUGAUUCUGAAAAUCCGCCGGGACGCUCGCAACUUUGAACGCUACCAACAUAACCGCGACCUUGUCACAUUCCUUAACAAGUUUGCAGACACACAGCUGGAGCUGCCACGAGGCUGGGAGAUCAAAGUAGAUCCACAGGGCAAGUCAUUUUAUGUGGACCACAACAGCCGAGCCACCACCUUUAUCGACCCCAGAAUACCCUUUCAGAAUGGAGGUUUGCCUAAUCACCUCACACAUAGGCAACACUUACAGAGACUACGCAGCUACAGUGCUGGAGAGGCAUCCGAUGUGUCCCGCAGCCGAGGUGCGUCUCUCUUGGCCAGGCCUAGCAACAGCCUUGUAGCAGCUAUCAGGAGCCAGUACCAGAAUGACUCAGUGCCCUUAGCAUAUAAUGAAAAGAUUGUGGCUUUUCUACGCCAGCCGAACAUUCUGGAACUGCUCCAGGAAAGGCAGCCUAGUUUGGCCCGCAAUCACACACUCAGGGAGAAGAUCCAUUACAUCAGGACAGAGGGGCCACAGGGGGUGGAGAAGCUGUCUUGUGACGCAGACCUGGUUAUGUUGUUAAGUUUGUUUGAAGACGAGAUCAUGUCAUACAUCCCGGCUCAUCCAUUCCAUCCUGGCCUCAACUUCUCCCCGAGAUGCUCUCCUGGAUCCUCACCCCAGAAUUCACCAGGACCACAAAGAGCCAGAGCACCUGCUCCAUAUCGCAGGGACUUUGAAGCCAAACUGCGCAAUUUUUACAGGAAGCUUGAAGCCAAGGGCUAUGGCCAAGGGCCAGGAAAAAUCAAGCUGAUCAUCAGAAGAGAGCACCUGCUUGAAGGCACCUUUAAUCAUGUGAUGGCAUAUUCACGCAAGGAGCUCCAGAGGAAUAAACUCUACAUCACGUUUGUGGGAGAGGAAGGACUGGACUACAGUGGGCCUUCGAGGGAGUUUUUCUUCCUGCUGUCUCAGGAGCUCUUUAACCCAUACUAUGGUCUGUUUGAGUACUCAGCCAACGAUACCUACACCGUCCAGAUCAGCCCCAUGUCUGCCUUCGUAGAGAACCAUUUAGAAUGGUUCCGCUUCAGUGGACGUAUUUUGGGCCUGGCACUGAUUCAUCAGUUCCUACUGGAUGCAUUCUUCACCAGGCCCUUCUACAAGGCUCUCCUCCGACUAGCGACCGAUCUGAGCGAUUUAGAGUACUUGGAUGAAGAGUUCCACCAGAGCCUACAGUGGAUGAAAGAUAAUGAUAUUACAGACAUUCUGGAUCUGACCUUCACUGUAAAUGAGGAGGUCUUUGGACAGGUAACAGAGAGGGAGCUGAAGUCAGGAGGAUCCAACAUUCAGGUUACAGAGAAGAACAAGAAGGAGUACAUUGAGAGGAUGGCUAAGUGGAGGGUGGAGAGAGGAGUGGUGCAGCAGACAGAAGCGUUGGUUCGGGGUUUCUAUGAGGUGGUAGAUUCCCGUCUGGUGUCGGUUUUUGAUGCUCGGGAGCUGGAGCUGGUCAUUGCAGGAACGGCAGAAAUUGACCUGAAUGACUGGAGGUCCAACACAGAGUAUAGAGGAGGCUACCAUGACGGACACAUCGUGAUUCGGUGGUUUUGGGCGGUGGUGGAGCACUUUAAUAACGAGCAGAGGCUACGGUUGCUGCAGUUUGUGACAGGCACAUCCAGCGUGCCAUAUGAGGGCUUUGCAGCCCUGCGUGGGAGCAACGGCCCACGCCACUUCUGCAUCGAGAAAUGGGGCAAGAUCACGUCUCUACCCAGGGCUCACACAUGCUUUAACCGCCUGGAUUUGCCCUCGUACCCUUCGUACACUAUGUUGUAUGAGAAACUGCUGAUCGCCGUCGAGGAGACAAGCACUUUUGGUCUGGAGUGACCGAUCCAUUGACAGUGAAGAGACUAUAUUUUGUAAAGAUACUGUACUUUGAUUUACAGUCACUAUAUCUUCAAGAAACUGCUAUUUUUUAAUUGAAAUUCAUUCAAGCUUUCCUUUGUGAUUUUUUUUUGUGUUUAACUGAAAGUGCAUGAAAUGUACGUAAUGGAAAUAUUGUACAUUAUUAUUAUGGGGAUGAGGGAGGGAAAUUCACUAUUAGUGUAUAGAGAAAACCUGCAUCCAGCCUACCAGGUAGUAUAUCUGACUGAAUUCUCGUGCUAAUGUUAUUGUUACUAAGGAGGAGUUUUUUGACCUUAUCUUGCUGAUAUGCUGUUAUUGUGCAUGAAGGAUAAAGCUCACCUGACCAAUGGCCUACAUACUGUAAGAGGAUAUGACGUCUACUAGCAUUACCUACUGUAAGUUAAAAAUUACCAUUUAACCUCUGAGUGAAAAUUAUUGUCUCUGAGAAAAUGGGAGGAUGUAUACACAUAAUCACUGUGAUAAAAUAACAUCCAGAGCUCAGGUUCUAUCAAUAACACCUCUUCAGUGACCUGUUCAGCCAGAUGUGAUAUUAUAUUAGAAUGAUAUUAUCAUUAGCUCAACAAAGCUGAAUUAUAUCACAGGGUCUUAUAAUGGCAUGAUAAGAAUAUGGAAGACAGUAUUACACUCUCACACAAUCACACACACUUAAAGAUAACUAGGCUACUGC
Molecule: messenger RNA, 5574 nt
Organism: Tachysurus vachellii
Lineage: Eukaryota; Metazoa; Chordata; Actinopteri; Siluriformes; Bagridae
Product: E3 ubiquitin-protein ligase HECW1
Exons: 28
Coding region: 60-4868 (1602 amino acids)
Biological process (GO): regulation of dendrite morphogenesis
Molecular function (GO): protein binding; ubiquitin-protein transferase activity
Source: RefSeq, a predicted model, not a curated record